GACGGACCAUCAUGUUGCGCUCGAGUCUGCGCAAUGCAGUGCGGUCUCAGGGCUUGCUGCGUUAUACGGGGGCUACUCCCCCUCAUGCCCAAGGUCCUACUCGUAUUGCGCCAUUCGCGACGUUCGGUAGCGAGUUCUCGAGCCUUCGUGACGUCCGCCAGUCGCCAGCUCUGAUCCUUCCGCAAUACCCGCUGCUGCUUCGCGCGCACACCCGCGGGUAUGCUGCGCUCCCCACGAAACCGUCAACGACCUCAUCGACCUCUGCGCCGACAGCUGCGGAGGCUGCUGCACUUAAGAAGAAGGUCGCGGCCGCAAGACGUCGUCGCAGUAAGAUCCGCGUACAGGAGGAGAAGCUCGAGUCCGCAUUGGCCAAGGGUGGCGAGCGCCGUAUGAUCCGCGUCGAAGACGUAGAGAAGGAGCUGCCAAAGGUGCCUGAGCGUGCCGUAUUGCUUCUCAAACGCACUCCUCAGCUCACAAUGCAGGGCGUUAAGGCCGUGGCUCACGCCCUGCAGGUUCUGUUCACUGACCCGGCUGCAGUUAAGGAAUGGCUCGGUAAGAUGAAAGGCAAAGUAAAGCACGAGCUGGAUCACUAUUGGCUCGGCACUAAACUUCUCUACGCCGACGUGUCGACGUCCACGCGCAUCAUUCGUCGUCUACUUAAGGGCAACGCACUCUCGCGUCGUGAGCGCAAGCAGCUGCAACGUACAGUAGCUGAUCUGCUGCGUCUCGUGCCAUUCGCGUUCUUCGUGAUCGUCCCGUUUAUGGAAUUGCUGCUGCCUGUGGCUCUCAAGGUGUUCCCGAACAUGCUCCCGAGCACAUACAAGGACUCGUUCCAGCGUGAGGAAGACAUGAAGCGUCAGCUGCAACUGCGUGUGGCUCUAGCCGGUUUCCUACAGGACACAGUGAAGGAGAUCAUGCAGGACACACACGACACUGAAGGGGUGUCCGAGGAACGCAAGGCUACAGCCAGUGAGGUCGUGAACUUCGUGGAACGGGCUCAACGUGGCGAGCCGUUGACGUCUGAGGAGACGCUGCAAGUCGCCAAGUUGUUCAAUGACGAGCUGAUGCUGGAUAAUAUCUCCCGACCGCAACUUGUGGGCAUGUGUCGGUUUAUGGGCGUGCAGCACUACGGCAACGACAAUCUGCUGCGUUUCCAGCUGCGUAACCGGAUCCGUCAGCUCAAAAAGGAUGAUCAGGAUAUUAUUUGGGAAGGUCUGGACUCUCUGGACAAGGAGGAGCUGCAGAUGGCCUGUAUGGAGCGUGGUAUGCGUGCUACCGGGCUGACGAAGGCCGGCUACGUGCGUCAAAUGCGCCAGUGGCUUGACCUGUCCAUCAACAAGAACGUACCGGCGUCGCUGCUCAUCAUGUCGCGGGCGCUGAACAUCACAGCUGCCGACAACCUGGAGGAGGCGCUGGCUACGUCCAUGUCGUCUAUGGACGAAGAGGUGGUGACGGAGGUGGCGCUGGCAGCCAAGGCGUCCACGGAGGGAGAAACGGCGGAGAUGCGGAAGCUCAAACUCGACAGUAUUCGCUACCAGAACGAGAUGAUUGCGGACGAAGAGAAGUUCCGUGACGAAGCUCAGAAGAAGGAGACUGAAGCUCAGAAACAGGCGGAAAGCGACGCUGCUGCCACGCAGGCUGCUACUGAGACGCAGACGGACGUGGAACAGGUCAUUUCGGAUGUGAUUAUGGAGAAGGCACAGGCUCAAUCAACGCCUGCUGACGCCACGUCUUCGGGAAGUAUCGAGAACAUUGUCAGCUUGGAGGAGCUGAGUGCGCUGGAGUCACUUGCGUUCAAGUCUCUCGUCGAGAAGGAGCGUCAGACUGUGAGUCAGUUGAAGCAGAACAAGUACGACAUGGACGUCGAGGGCUUGCUGGCUGCUGGUCGUAUCGGUGCACAGGCUACGGAGAACAAGACUGCUGGCCGUAUGAUGAAGAAGCUUGAGGCCAUGCUGUCGAAUCUGGAGGUGGAAAUCGAGGAGGUUGACCGCCAUGUCGGUGAUCGUCUGAACAUCCUUGAUCGCGAUAGCGAUGGUGUGCUGUCGGCUGAGGAGCUGCGUGAUGCUGUCAUGACGAUUCUGCGCAAGGCGAACACCCAGGAAGAUGUGGAAUGGGUGAUUUCGCACAUCGAUGAAGACAAUGACGGCAAAAUCGCUUUGGAGGAGCUGGUGGCCUGGAUUGCCAAGUGCCGUGAAAGUCUAGAGGCUACGGGCCGCAUCGCACUGCAGGAGCCGACGGACGUAAACGCCGAAGCGGCUGCAGCAUCAGAAGGUGAGAAGGCGAAGAUCGACAAAUCGGAGAAGGCGAAGGUCAAGCGAACGAACAGUCGUAAGAAGAAAGAGAAGGAACAAUAAUCUCUGCGAAAGCUGAUGGUGCGAUGAAGAUAGAAGCCGCUGAGAAUGUGCCACGUCCACAUUGCUUAUUCUAUCUCAAUAGAUAUAUUGCCGAUGCUGGCUUUGUGAUUGUU
This is a messenger RNA of Phytophthora infestans T30-4, 2467 nucleotides long. RefSeq names its product LETM1 and EF-hand domain-containing protein 1, putative. Gene Ontology annotation, biological process: intracellular monoatomic cation homeostasis. Gene Ontology annotation, molecular function: ribosome binding; calcium ion binding. The transcript has 3 exons. Lineage: Eukaryota; Oomycota; Peronosporomycetes; Peronosporales; Peronosporaceae. The coding region runs from base 12 to 2354 and encodes 780 amino acids. The record is from RefSeq and is a predicted model, not a curated record. Gene Ontology annotation, cellular component: mitochondrial inner membrane.